This is a messenger RNA of Rhopalosiphum maidis (corn leaf aphid), 1398 nucleotides long. RefSeq lists its product as uncharacterized. The record is from RefSeq and is a predicted model, not a curated record. The transcript has 5 exons. The coding region runs from base 94 to 1398 and encodes 434 amino acids. Lineage: Eukaryota; Metazoa; Arthropoda; Insecta; Hemiptera; Aphididae.
UGGUAUUUUACUUUUAAUUUACUCGCACUUUACUAUCAAACGCCAUGACUUCGAUUUAAAAUCUAUAGGUAUCUACACAGUAAUUAUUCAACAAUGGUCGAAAUGAAACAACUAGCUACAACCUUAAUGCAGUGUAAAUCAUUCAAAGAACGACAAGAACGUCUGAGUGAAUCACUUGAUCAUCUGUCAUUUGACUAUCCUGAUAUAUACACAAUAUUGUAUAGAGAGAUAAAAAGAAGAGAACUGGAAUCUAAUGAUCCAAAUAAAAUUGCUAAAUGGUUGAGUAAUCCAACACAAAAAUCAUAUAUCAAGCUUCACGAAUCAUUAAUGAUGGUAAAAAAUAAUAAUAUUAUGGCCAAAGAGGAAUUUAUGUACAAAUUAAGAAGCAUGCUAAACCAAACCAUUGAAAAUGGUGCCAACUUUGAAGUUGCAGUGAAAAUAUGUCAUUUAAUUAAAAAAUCAACAAACCUCAAAAUAUUUCAAGAGAAUUUGAAACAUCUAAUAAGCCAAGUAAAUCGAUUGAACAACACUCAACACCAAAUAAAAAAAGAAACCUUAAAAGAAAACAUUUGGAAAAAUAAUUUCAAGACUUCUCAUAUAGAUCCUUUCCAGCAAUUCAAUUUUCAAUCAGCUCAACAAAAUUAUAACCGUACUUGGCAAAAAGUGCUACAACCAACAAAUCUUAAAUCUGCUCAUGUUCAACCUCACUUUAGCAUUGAUUGUUAUGGAUACGACCACUUAGAACUGAUUGCAAAUGUUAACAAUACUACUGCCUUGAGUGACUGUCUAACACUUAAUAACUUGACAAUUAUUAACCAAGAAAUGGAUGAAGCAGUAGCAAAGUGGCUUCACCAUUUGAAACUACAUAAAUACCAAUGGUUCUUCAAUAGCCUCAGUUUUCUUGAAAUUGAAUUAAUCAAUGAGGACAACAUUGAUGGUUUUAUAGCUAAAGUAAAUAAAAAUUUCAUUACAAAAGGUGCACAAAAAAAGAUCUGCAUAUCGACAAAAGCAUUAAGAGAUCGGCCACAAAAGUUGAAUGACUUAUUAUUGGCAUUGGAUUUGGAAGUUACUCCAAAUGAAUUGUGUGAAUUCAUGUCGUACAUGCGAGAUAUAUUACAUUAUCCCAUACCAAACAAGAAUUGUGUUGUUGAUGACCAAUUACAACAAGACAUAGUCCUUGUCAUGGGGAAAUUGUUAAUUCAACUGCUAGAAAAACUAAGUAUAACACAUUAUCUAGUCGCCCAGAGUCUAGUUGGAAUGUCCAUCAAUAAAUAUUUAGAAAGUAUAUUGUUAAUUAUUGGUAAUCAAACAUUCACACAACUACAAAUCGACACAACAUUGAUGUUUGCUGAAACUUUAAAAUAUAAAGUGUAUAGAAUUCCUAAACAUUUUAACUAA